GCCAGGGUUCGUCAGUGUACCGGCAGACACCGCCGGGGAGAUAAGUGUGUUUUGGUCUGGGCAUCGCCAUGUCGAGGGUAGCUAAACGGUUCUAUCGGGUUGACAGCCUCCAUGCCUUGGAUAAUCUGGACCGAGGGGAGUCUGCCUCCGAAGAGAAUAGAUGGGUGUUUGAAAUCAGUCACGAAGCCGCCAAUAAAGUUGGCGGCAUAUACCAGGUUAUCAGGAGCAAAUGUGGCGCUUCGGUGGAAGAACUCGGGGAUCAGUACAUCCUGCUGGGGCCUUACAAGGAGACCAGUGUGAGGACUGAGGUGGAGCUGGGAGACUUUCCAUCCCACUCGCCCCUCACUGCGGCGGUGAACAACCUUAGAGCGGAGGGCUGGCGGGUACAUCCGGGACGAUGGUUAGUGGACGGCAGCCCCCAGAUAAUUCUUUUCGACAUCAGCUCUGCCUCCGGCUGUCUUGACGAGUAUAAACAUGAACUGUACAAUAACACGAAGAUCGGAAUUCCUACUGGCGACAUUGAGUGCAAUGACGCGGUGCUCUUCGGCGUCAUGGUGGCCAGGUUUAUUAAGGAGUUCCGAGCGGAAGUGGUGAAUUUCAGCGAUGCCAAGCCGCGGGUGUGUGCACACUUCCACGAGUGGCUGGCAGGCGUGGGGCUCAUCACGCUGAGGAUGAGGAACGUUGAUGUCUCUACUGUCUUUACCACUCACGCUACCCUCCUCGGCAGGUUUCUCUGUGCUGGCGCUGUGGACUUCUACAAUAAUUUAGAUAAGUUUAAUAUAGAUGAAGAGGCAGGGAGGAGAGGCAUCUACCACAGGUACUGCAUGGAGAGGUGUGCUGCGCACCUGGCACACACCUUCACCACUGUCUCUGAGAUCACUGGCAUAGAGGCAGAGCAUCUCCUUAAGCGCAAACCAGACAUCAUCACUCCCAAUGGCCUCAAUGUUAAAAAGUUUUCUGCCCUUCACGAGUUCCAAAAUCUUCAUGCCCUGUCGAAAGAAAAGAUCAACGACUUCAUAAGAGGACAUUUCUAUGGGUUCAUGGACUUUGAUCUGGACAACACUCUCUACUUCUUCAUUGCUGGCCGUUAUGAGUUUGGCAACAAGGGUGCAGACAUCUACAUUGAGGCGCUGGCCAGACUGAACCACUACAUGAAGGCCAGUGGAACAAAUAAGACUGUGAUUGCAUUCAUGAUUUUCCCGGCCAAGACCAACAACUUCAACAUCGAAUCUCUGAGAGGUCAGGCUGUCACCAAGUCCUUAAGAGACACCAUACACGACAUCCAGGCCAAGAUUGGGAAGCGCAUGUAUGAAAUAUGCCUGACUGGUCGUCUUCCUGAUGCUGAGGAGCUUUUACUCAAGGAAGAGACAGUCAGAUUGAAGCGGUGCAUCUUUGCCGCACAGAGGAAGAGCCUGCCACCCAUCACCACCCAUAACGUAUGUGAUGAUAAAGUGGACCCUGUGCUCAAUGCCCUGCGAAGAUGUAAACUGUUCAAUGACCCUCAUGACAGAGUCAAGGUAAUAUUCCAUCCUGAGUUCCUAUCUGUAACUAACCCUCUGUUUGGAAUGGACUAUGAGGAAUUUGUGAGAGGCUGUCACUUGGGUGUGUUCCCCUCUUACUAUGAGCCAUGGGGAUACACGCCUGCUGAAUGCACUGUGAUGGGUAUUCCCUCAGUCACUACUAAUUUGUCUGGUUUUGGAUGUUUCAUGGCAGAACACAUAGCAGAUCCCAUGAGUUACGGUAUCUAUAUCAUUGACCGACGCUACAUUGGCCUUGAGGAAUCUGUCAGACAACUUGCUCAGAACCUAUUUGAAUUUGUGCAGCUGAACCGUCGUCAGAGAAUUAUUCAGAGGAACAGGACAGAGAGACUCUCAGAACUACUGGACUGGAAGAUCCUUGGCACUUACUAUCGCCAGGCUCGGCAACACUCCCUUGGCGUCAUGUACCCUGAACUGGCUCCAGAGCAGGAAGCUGCCGGUGCAGGUCGCCUCAAUUACCCUCGUCCCCUUUCAGAGCCUCCCUCACCUACCUCUUCUCGAGCCACCACCCCAGCACCCUCAGAGGUGGGCUCUGAUGACGAGGACAGCAUCGAUAGUGAGGCAGAGCUGGAGGAGCUUGGGGUUGCCAGUGCUAAUGGCAGCACUGUCAGCAGCAGGUAGAGCACUUCAAAGUUCUCUAAGAGUGAACAUAAAGUUUCAGGAGUGCUACAACAUCAGACCAAUGGGAGUUUGUGAGACAGAAGAGUUCAAUGUUUUUUCAUGGAAGAAGAAAAAAAAAAAAAGAUGGUUGUUGAUUGCAAUAUUCUGAAAGCUUGGUUGUAAUCUUGUUUAAAUUGUAUGCAUGUUUGUACUAGUAUUAUGAGUUACAUUCUGUGACAUUGUGGUGGACAAAGUUGAGGCUGUACCCAAAAUGUUUUUUAUAGAGUGAUUCCAAUCCUAAAAGAAGGAUAGUAAUUUAAUGAUUAGCUGGUUUGAUUUUGCUCUCUGAUUUGCCAAACUACAGAGUGAUUUAGAUAUUCAGUUUCAACAAAUUUUUGGUGAUCUACUUGACAAUGGGGGCUGUUUGUGUCUGAUGCUGACUUUAUGUAGGUAAUACCUCAUAUGCAAGGAGAGAGAGAGAGAGAGAGAGAGAGAGAGAGAGAGAGAGAGAGAGAGAGAGAGAGAGAGAGAGAGAGAGAGAGAGAGAGAGAGAGAGAGAGAUAAUUGCACUUGAAAGUACUAUAGAACAUAUGUGCUAUUUCAUGCCUGAGGGAAGUUUGGAAUUUGUAUUUGAAGACAGUUAUCAUUCAGUCAUCCAAGGUGGCAGAUCUUUAAUGAUGUAAGCCAUUGACUGUUUGCACUAAAUACUUUAGUAUAAAAAUAAAUAGAGAAAAGCUUGAACUUUUAUAUCUACAGAAGAAUUCAAAUAUGGGAUGAAAAAUGUGGAGGAUGUGUAUGUGUUAAUAUAUUUAGGGAGUUUGGUUUUAUUUGUUAAAAGAAAGGAUUAAAAUAAUUCAAAUUUGUAUUGUAUUUUAGCAAAGUGAGAGCAAAAAACUACAUAUUAUGGGUUGUUUAUGUUAAGCUUAUUCAUGUGUUUUGUUCCUCCACUUAUAAAUUGACAACUUUCUCCUAAAAUAAAUAGAGAAAAGUCUAAAUGUAUUGCAGUAAAGUGAGUUACAUGUUUGUUCAGUAUAUUGAAGAAAACAAGAUUAAGCUGCUUACUCUCAACAUCUAGGGAAGGAAAUGCUUGAUGGACUGACAUUUUUCCCUCACUUGUUUGCCAUUGUUGUGUAGUCAAGUAAGAAGUAUGUUGGUAGUCUUUAUCACAGCACUUAACGAUGUGGUACACCAGGCCACUUAGGGUGUAGAUAGUAAAUACAUAUAUAAAGUUACUUUGAAACAACUGUGUAAUAAUGCAAUAUUUCUUGUGACAUUGAACAAGAUGAAUAUUUAUUUGCAUCAGUGCCUCUUCUCUACUGGCUUAUGGAAUUCAUGUAUUUUUACAGUUUUCUCCUCUGUAUCUGUGAAAUACUUGAUCUUGGUGACAUUAUUGUUGAAAUAUGUUAUGUUAACUACUACUUACUUCUAAAACACACACACACACACACACACACACACACACACACACACACACACACACACACACACACACACACACACACACACACACACACACACAGUAAUUAUUUCUUAUUAAAUAUGAUAAAUUAAUAGAAAAUUAUAACACCCUUUAGUUUACAUUGUUGUGUUAAGAUUAUUAAGAUGCUAUAAUAUAAAAUUUUCAUUUGAUAAUGAAUAUCAAAUUCCCUGCCAUCAUGAGCAAUUUCUAUAUUGUUAACCUGUUGUUUUCCUUAAGAAAGAGGGUUUAUAUGUGUAUAGAGACUAGAGAAAAUGAGCUAAAUGUAUUUAGCACAUGUCUCCCUUAUCAAAUUUACAAAAAGCACUUCAGAAUAUUGGAAGAGUGCUGUUAUAAAUCUUACAUAUGCAUGGCAGCACUAUAUCUGAAUUUAAUAAUUUAAGUACAAGUUCAUUAAAACAUUAUAAGGUGACAGUUUUCUUGACCAAGGAUUUUUUAUAUAUCUUUGUAUAAGGAAGUUGCAAUGACAAAUUUGGUUUCUCUAAGAGUUAUUUCCUAUACACUCCUGCCUUGAGUCAACACAUCACCUAAUGGUCAUUGAGAGAUUGUGUUACCAACUUUUCAUAAGUAAUUAAUGAAGAGCUUAUAAGAGAAUAUCUGAAUCUUUUGUCAUGGAAAUUGGAAACUAUGUAUGAAUCAUAACUAGGAGAAUAUAUAAUAUAUACAAUGUGCCAACUCAGUCAGCACUAUCUUAUAUUGCUGUUAUUUUUAGUUUUUAGCAGCCAUCCCAUACCAAAAUAUAUUUUGAUAUUAGUUACCAUUAUAUUUAUUGAAACACUACACUAGUACAAACUCCAGGCAGCACAAACAACCAUAAUGCACACAACUUUGUAGUGACUGAUCAAAAUAUGAUAGGUGUCAGUAUUAUAGUGAACUGGUAAAAAAUCUUAUGGAAUAUUGAAAAGAAAUUCACUCUAUUUUUAGAUUGAGAUGAGCCAAUGUCAAUUUUUAGACUUCAUAAAACUCAAGGUGCCAUAAAACAGUGUUGAUGGUUCACAUUAUGUGCCAUCAAGGAGUGUGCUUUGUGAAGUACACUUGGUUCUGGUUAGUUACUGAACUGUAUGAAUCUUUAGUGGUUUCUGGCACUUUUAGGUUUAGAAUAUUUUCUCAUUAUUUAACAAAUAUGAGUUUCCUAAUUUUUGGAAAAAUAGUAUGAUUAGGUUGACAUAAAUUUAGUGAUUGUAUAUUUGGUUUGCCUAGUUUGUAAAAAAAUAUGCUUGUAUAAGGGAUUCACUCAAAUUUUUUUUAUAUAUGCAUAUACACAUUACCACAAUAUUGCAAUGUAUGCAUCUCUAUCUGAACUUGUUUGCAAUCAAGCAUGUUAAAGAAUUUUAAUUUCUUCCUGAGUUAUGUUAUUUGCCAUUGUGUUUGUUCACAUAACAGUACAGCCACACUGCAUAUGAUUUGUUGAGAGAGUAGAAGGUAGUGGGAUGCCUUGUGAGUCAGAAGCAAAAACAAACAUGUGCUAUCUUGUAUAAGUGGCCAUACCAGACAUGGGUAUCAGGUAAGCUUGCAUCUCGUAUGAUCACUCAAAUUCAAUGCCAUACGUUUGUUCUCCCAGCAAGUCACAUGCAAUGUGUCUGUACCCUAAUGGCAUACUAUCAUCUUUAUGUACAAGUGCUCAACAUCACAAGACUGGCAAUGAGUGGAGUUACAGAAUGAAGUGCUUGACAGGCUGGUAUUGUGAAGAAGUUAUGUAGUGCAAACAUGGUGUGACUGAUUCUCGAAGUGUGUUUGUGGAGGGUGAAUGAUACAUGAACUAAGCAGGUAAUUUCCUCAUUUUCAAGGACAGUUGCCAUUACCAUUUUAUCAUUACUUUAUAUCAGACUGUCCUUUUGUAAUUCCUUCUGUGACACUGAAAAGCCUGAACAAAAAAUAUCAGCAUUUUGUAAUAUACAGCUGAUAUGUCUAGUCUCACAAUUUGACAAAACUUUGUGGUAGUGGAAGCACUGCAGUUCAAUGAUUAUUCAACCACAUCAGUUCCUUCACCUGUCAUGGUUCAUGCAUUUGCCAGUAGUCCACGAGUCCAUUGUUAUGUUGUAAGUCUGUAGCAUACUGUGUAUAUAAAUGUUACUUCUGUGAUUAUGGUUGUCAAAUCAAUCAGCAGAUGAUAAAAAAAAUAAUUCUAAAUGAGUUUUA
Molecule: messenger RNA, 5754 nt
Organism: Portunus trituberculatus (swimming crab)
Lineage: Eukaryota; Metazoa; Arthropoda; Malacostraca; Decapoda; Portunidae
Gene: GlyS
Product: glycogen [starch] synthase-like
Exons: 12
Coding region: 69-2159 (696 amino acids)
Biological process (GO): glycogen biosynthetic process
Cellular component (GO): cytoplasm
Molecular function (GO): alpha-1,4-glucan glucosyltransferase (UDP-glucose donor) activity
Source: RefSeq, a predicted model, not a curated record